GUCUGAAAGGCAAAAUCAAGAGCGGCGAGAGAUCACCACACACACAAAAUUUACAUCACCUCCAUUUUCUUCAGAGCGUUUCAGAUUGUGUUUCUUUUCUUCUUUCUGUUGAUUUUCUCAACUUAAUCACUUUUCCCCCUUUCUGUAAUUCCCCGCUUCUCUGAAUCCCUUUCUGUUAAUCAUCUGUCUUUCAAGUCAAGAUUUUUGGGUUUGUUUUUUCAACUCUUCAGGAAGCAAACUUAGAAGAAUUCCUCGAAAGCCAGGUGUUUUCAGAAUCGAGAUCCAGCUUUUACUGUAAAAACUUUUUUUCUUCUUAAUUUCCUUAAAAUCAGCUAAGAGGUUAUUUUUGAUUCCUCAAAGCUGUUUUUUUAUUUUUAUUUUUAUUUUCUUCUCAAGAAUCAAGAAAUUGAAGAGGUUUGUCUAUUUAAAAUCUCUUCCAUCCAAAUUUCUUGUUUUUUCUUUUGGGUCUUAAAUUUUCUGUGUUAACCUACACCUGUUCUUCAAUUUUAUAAAGACACAGGUUUAAUUUUACUAGUUAUGGCUACUAUGAUGGACUUUUUCAGCAGCACAGAGUUUCACUCAGAUCCAUUCAGGGGUGAGUUGAUGGAAGUUCUUGAACCUUUUAUCAAAAGUUCUUCCCCAACCCCAACCUCAACCUCAACCUUCUCUCCUUCUUCUUCUUCUUCUUCUUCUUCUUCUUCUUCUUCUCCCUCUCCAUCUUCAUCAAAUUCAUCUCUACCCUGUUCUUCUCCCCCUAAUUCCUUCUACUCUUCUCCUUCUGUCACUCCUUUCUUCUCAGAUGGUUGCUCAACAUCGAUGACCCAUGUAUUUGCGUUAUCCUUUGUGCAACCAGCAACUUCUCCUCCUCUUCUUGGCUUCAACCACCUAACCCCAUCUCAGAUCCAUCAGAUCCAAUCUCAGAUCCAGAUCCAACAGAGCAACCACCUCCCAUGGCAGAAUCAGAAUCAGAAUCACCAUCUCAACACCACACUCAGCUUCCUUAGUCCGAAGCCGAUUCCGAUGAAGCACGUGGGGAAUCCUCCAAAACCCACGAAGCUAUACAGAGGAGUGAGGCAGAGGCACUGGGGAAAAUGGGUCGCUGAGAUCAGGCUUCCAAAGAAUCGGACCAGGCUCUGGUUGGGGACAUUUGACACGGCGGAGGAAGCUGCUCUGGCGUACGACAAGGCUGCGUACAAGCUCAGAGGCGACUUUGCUCGGCUCAAUUUCCCUAACCUCCGCCACCAGGGAUCCUCCGUCGGCGGAGAUUUCGGCGAGUACAAGCCUCUGCAUUCCUCUGUUGAUGCAAAGCUUCAGGCCAUUUGUGAAGGCUUGGCUGAGAUGCAGAAACAGGGGAAGACAGUGAAGAAGCCUCAGAAGAAAUCAAAGGCGGCUUCGACGGCGGCUUCCAAGGUGGUUGCUCCGCCGGAGGCUCCGAUGACUCACAAGGAGGAAAAUGCAGUUGUUGUUGGUGGUGGUGAUGUGAAGGGUUCAGAGAGCACUUGCAAGGUUGAAUCUGUUGUGAUCAGUGAGAGUGAGCCUUCAUCAGAAGGCUCUUCUCCUCUCUCAGAUCUAACCUUUGGUGAUGUCUAUGAGCCACAGUGGGAAGGUGAUUCAGAUAAUUUAAAUCUGUUCAAGUACCCAUCAUAUGAGAUUGAUUGGGAUUCUCUGUGAAGCUAGCUGUGUUUUGAUAGUGUCAAAUAUCAUCACAUGUGUGUCUUAUUUGUAGCUUUUAGUGUCUCAGGUUUGUGGUUACUGCAAUGGAGUUUUUGACAAUUGCAGGGCUACUAUUUAGGAUUUGGAUUAUAAUUGAUGUACCUUAGCUAGGUUUUUAUAUUUCUUGCAUAGUUUAUGUUAAUACUUUGUAUAAUCCCUCUCUACCUUAGGCCACAGCUGGUUUUUUUCUUGCUUGGCCAAGGAGAAGAUGUUGAGUAUUAAUGGAACUUUAUUAUGAUGUAAUA
Messenger RNA from Lotus japonicus, 1958 nucleotides. Its product is annotated as ethylene-responsive transcription factor RAP2-4-like. The record is from RefSeq and is a predicted model, not a curated record. The coding region runs from base 538 to 1671 and encodes 377 amino acids. Gene Ontology annotation, molecular function: DNA binding; DNA-binding transcription factor activity. Gene Ontology annotation, biological process: regulation of DNA-templated transcription. Lineage: Eukaryota; Viridiplantae; Streptophyta; Magnoliopsida; Fabales; Fabaceae. The transcript has a single exon.